This is a messenger RNA of Myzus persicae (green peach aphid), 1053 nucleotides long. RefSeq lists its product as uncharacterized. The transcript has 2 exons. Lineage: Eukaryota; Metazoa; Arthropoda; Insecta; Hemiptera; Aphididae. The record is from RefSeq and is a predicted model, not a curated record. The coding region runs from base 1 to 1053 and encodes 350 amino acids.
AUGACUGUAAGAAGUGCGGAAGGCGUCAUGGAUACAAAGUGUUUUGCUUUUGGGAAGUCCUGUAUCAAAUGUGGAAAAUUGAAUCAUUUUGCAGUGGGCUGCCGUGGUGUCACACAACUUCAUAAGGAAGUUAAUAAUAUUGGUAAGAAUGAAAAUAUUAAAGUUGUAAGCGAUAAUGAACCUGGCUAUAAAUUGUUUGACAUAAUGUCUGUUGAAAUAGGGAAUAUUAAUGCACAAUCAAAAAAAAUGGGGGGUCUGAAAUUGUUAAAUAUAAAAGAUGUAGGAUCAGUUGAAUUAGUAUGUGAAGCAAAUAAAGAAAACAUUUUUACCAGAUUCAUUAUUGUAGAUGAUAGUAAAACAAGAUGUGUUUAUGUGAUCUCAGGAUUAAAAACUUGUAUUAAAUUAAGACUGAUAAAUAGGUCUAAAGUGGAAAGCAUUGAAUCAAAUGUUUGUUUCAAUUCACUUAUAAAAGAUUAUAAAGAAGUAUUUAAUGGCGGACUAGGAUGUUUUCCAGGAGAAUACAAAAUUAAAAUUAAAGAAAAUAGUGAACCAAGGUUAAAUCCUCCGAGGCGAGUUCCAGACUCCAUUAAAGAAGAGCUAAAAAAUACAUUAUCUGAAAUGUGUAAAUUGGAUGUGAUAGUUAAGGUUGAGAGACCAAUGAGCUGGUCGAGUAACCUUAUAGUAGAAAAGCAGGAUAAGUCUCUGCGUGUUUGUUUAGAUCCUGUUGAGCUAAAUAAGGUAAUUAUUAGGGAUCAAUUUUUAAUCCCAACUCUUGAGGAGCUGAGACUAAAUCUGAACAAUAAAAAAUGGUUUACUUUAUUUGAUCUAAAAAAUGGCUUUUGGCAAAUAAAAUUGGAUGAGCAAUCAAGUAACCUGUUUACUUUUAGUACUCCUUUUGGGUUCUACAGAUUUACUAGAUUGCCUUUUGGACUCUUGUGUGCACCAGAAGAAUUUCAAAAAAGAAGCAUAAAGUGUUUUGGGGAUAUUAAAAAUGUGUUUAUAUAUUUUCAUGAUUUACUUAUAGCUACUGAGGAUGAAAAAACUCAUGAUUAG